UCUAACAGCCAUUUAGAUCCAGUCAGUGUACUGUCUGUCUGUCUGUUGGUGUUUCCCAGUCUGUGUGUCUGUAAACAGGAAUAACGCUGAUCUGGGAACUCCUGGAAUAUCGCAUCCUGUCAUGGAAUACCGGGGAUCCGCUUUGUUUUUCGUCCGGGCCUGAAAACGGACUCAGAUGUCGGUGUUUCCCGCUGUUUUCCAGUUUUCUCGGGGAUGUGACCGUGUGAUGGCUGCGCUCCAGUGAACUGGGAGCACGUUGACUGCUCUGCCCGUUCAAUCCACCAGUUUGGGAGCUUUUUAAAAAACUGCUUUCACCGGGAUUAUCGUGCCCUAUGGAGUGUACAUGAACAUUGGUCGGAUAGGGUUUCCAAACGGGGAGGCGAUGUGGGGAGCAGGGAGGAGGCGCGGGGUCCAGCCCUGAGGAGGCGUCCUGCGGCUGGGAGGAGCACGGCCCUCCUGUGGCCCUCCUGCGGCGCUCCGGGACGCUCCUACUAAGAUGUCCCUCAGCAGCGGCCCUGCAGGCGGGAAAGGUGUGGACUCCAACGCGGUGGACACGUACGACAGCGGCGAUGAGUGGGAUAUCGGUGUCGGUAAUCUGAUCAUUGACCUGGACGCCGACCUGGAGAAGGACAAGCUGGAGAUGUCGGGCAGUAAGGAGGGCGGGGCCAUGGCCGCCCCACCCAGUGCUGUGGCUGCCUUACCAGACAAUAUCAAGUUUGUCAGCCCUGUGGCUGCUGCAUCGCAGGGCAAGGAAAGCAAAUCCAAAUCAAAGCGUAGUAAAAACUCUAAGGACAGUGUUAAGGCCCCGGCCUCGGACGGAGCCAAGAAGGAGGUUCAGGGUCGGGCCCCUGGGGAACCGCCGUCCCCAAACCCCAACUCCGCCCCUGCUAAGGGAGCUGAAAAGACUAGCAAACCGUCCCGUGCCCUCCCAGCCGUAAAGAAGGAGAAGGAGGGUACAGGGAAAACUAAGAAGGAGAAAAUGGAGGUAGUGGCCACAGGAGUGGUAAACGCAGAGAAGGAGUCCGGGGCCCCUGUCCUGCCGCUGGGGGCCCCGCGCAGCUGCACGUUUGAGGGCCAACAAAACCCAGAGCUGGCUGCGGCCGAGCAGCUUGGGAAUAUUGUUCUGGACUCUGCAGGGAUUGGCCAGCCUGUCGCCAUGACGACAGAACCAGACGAGGUGGACAGCGGCGAAUGCCGAAAUCUGAAGAAAGUCGGCAGUGAGAAGAUGGAGUCUCCGGUCUCGACUCCCGCUCCUCCUCCUCUGCACCUCCUGGCUCCCAUCGCCAACAGCGACAUCUCGUCUCCCUGCGAGCAGAUCAUGGUCCGCACGCGCUCGGUGGCGGUGAACACGGCGGACGCGGCGCUGGCGACGGAGCCGGAGUGCCUGGGCCCGUGCGAGCCGGGCACCAGCGUCAACCUGGAGGGCAUCGUGUGGCAGGAGACGGAGGACGGCAUGCUGGUUGUCAACGUCACCUGGAGAAACAAGACGUAUGUGGGAACCCUGCUGGACUGCACGAGACAUGACUGGGCCCCACCGCGGUUCUGUGAGUCUCCCACCAGCGACGUAGAGAUGCGUAGCGGUCGCGGUCGGGGGAAGCGGAUGCGUCCGAGCAGCAACACGCCGCUCAACGACAACAGCAACUCGUCGGACAACAAAGCGAGCGGCAGCAGCAAGACGCGCGGCGCCGCCAGCAGCAGCAAGGGCCGGCGAGGCAGCCAGACGACCGGCGGCGCCGAGGACGCCAAGGCCAGCCCGUCAUCCGCCAAGAGGAAGACCAAGCCGGCCUCCGACAUGGAGCCCACCUCCAGCUCUGAGGACACUAAGGCCUCCAAACGCAUGAGGACCAACUCAAAUAACUCCAGUGGCGCUCCGACCCUCCCCGCCGGGAAGUCCGACCCCCUGCCCCCCCCACAGCUCGACCGCACCUGCCCCUCCCCCGUCCUCAUUGACUGCCCCCACCCCAACUGCAACAAGAAGUACAAGCACAUCAACGGGCUGAAGUACCACCAGGCGCGCGCCCACAACGACCACGACGUCCGAUUGGACCAGGACGGGGACAGCGAGUACGGCGACGACUCUGGCCUCCAUCCUGACCCCGCCUCCUGUAACGGCGCUGCCAUCUCCCCGGCCCGCUCGGCCACACCCAAGGGACGGGGCUUUGAUGUCCAGAGCCCGUCCCCCUCGUCAGGGAAACUGGUGUCAAAGCAGGGGAAGAAGAAGGCUGGGGAGGCGGAACCGGAUGUGACGGAUGGCGGGGAGGAGGCGGCGUGUCUGACAGAUGAGGCCAGUAACGACGGGAUGGAUGAUCGGAAGAGCAAGAAGAUGGUAGCCGGCGCCAAGCCCGAUAAACUGAGCCAGAAGGGCUUGAAGCCGGCCCGGCCCAUCGCACCCGCCGCCGCCGCCUCCCCGUACGCCCUGCAGGCCUCUUCCCCCGCGCUCGGCUCCGUGGUGCAGUCCGUCCCCAAGAGCCCACAGCUGAAGAGCAUCCAGCCCAAACCACCGCCGCUGGCUGACCCCGCCUCCAGCCCGGCCCUUGCCAAGGACAAGAAGAAAAAGGAGAAGAAGAAGCGGGAGGGGGGGAAGGAAGGGGACAGCCCCAAGGCCCUGGGGAAAGGGGGCCGGCCAGAGGAGGGGAGGAGCCCCUACUCAGAGCCACCGGACGCUUUACUCAAUGGCGCCACGGAAGCUCACCAGAGCCGGCUGGCCAGCAUCAAGGCAGAGGCCGACAAGGUGUACAGCUUCUCGGACAACGCGCCCAGCCCGUCCAUCGGUGUGUCCAGCCGGAUGGAGGCCGGCCACGCCCCCCCUCUGCACCUCAACCAGAACGGGGCCGACAACGCGUCCGUCAAAACCGGAAGCCCCGCUUACUCUGACAUCUCCGACGCCGGGGAGGACGGGGAGGGACGGGCGGAGUCGAGGGCAGAGGGGGCAAAGGGAGUGAAGCCGGAGCCUGAUCAAGGCCCCCGCGAGGCAGCCAAAAAGGCGCUGUUCCCUCCGCAGGCCCCCAGCAAGGACUCGCCUUACUACCCCACCUACGACUCCUACUACUCCCCAAGCUACACCAACCCCAGCCCGGGCACGGCGGCGGCGGCGGCGCUGCCUCAUGUGGAGGGAGCACAGGUGAAGGUGAAGAAGGAGGAGGAGCAGGAGGUGGGUGAGGAGGCCAAAGUGAAGGUGGAGCCUCAGGAGGAGAGGAAAGUGGAGCCGGGGCCUCAGCAGCCGUCAGUCAUCCAGCAGCGCUCCAACAUGUACAUGCAGCCUCUGUACUACAACCAGUACUAUGUCCCAUCCUACUCCUACCCCUCCGACCAGGCCUACCACGCCCACCUGCUGGCCUCCAGCCCCGCCUACCGCCAGCAGUACGAGGAGAGGCAAAGGCAGGCCGACAAGAAGGCGGAGGCCAAGGACAGGGAAGCCUCUGGAAAGGAGGAGUGGAAACAGAAGGCAGCGGUGCCCCCGACGCUUUCCAAGGCCCCCAGCCUGACCGACCUGGGCGGCAAGGCGGGGCCCAACCAGGCCAAGUCCAAAGAGCCCGGCCCCGUCCCUGAACAGGCCAAGUCCGUCAUUAUGCCGAAGGGAGAGGACACCAAGGCCGCCGCCCCCCAGCCUGAGGGGCUGAGGAUGAAGCUGAGCGAAGCGGGACAUCACGGCAAGGAGGAAGUGAAGGCGGCGGCGGCAGAGCCAGGCAGGCCGUCCAGCAUGGAGGCCGCCAUGUGGUACAGACAGGAGCCGGAUGCACGUCUGUGGCCCUAUGUCUACCCUAACAAAUACCCAGAAGCCCCCAAACCGCAGGAGGACGACAGGUGGAAGGAGGACAGGGAGCGAGAGCGCGACAGGAAGGGGAAGGAGGAGAGGCCGCGGCCGAAGGACAGCCUGCAGAAAGAGGAGGGCAAGGAGGGGGUGGAGGUCAGGACUCAGCAAGUCUCAGAGGAGCAGCGGGGGGCCGUGAAGGAGGCGCGCACCUCCCAUGUUCAGUUCUCCUCCCCGCUGCCGCAGCACCAGGGCUACAUGCCCUACAUGCACGGAGCCUACGCUUACAGCCAGGGCUACGAGCCCAGCCACCCCGGCUACCGAGGCAUGCCCUCCGUCAUGAUGCAGAACUACCCGGGCUCGUACCUGUCGAGCGGCUUCUCCUACUCGUACGGAGGGAAGGCGGCGGCGGGGGAGGAGAGCGAGAAGCCGUCGAGGUCCAGUCCCACUGUGAAGCCACCGGGCGAGGCCAAAGCACUGGAGCUCCUGCAGCAGCACGCCAGCCAGUACAAGAGCAAGUCGCCCUCCAUCCAGGACAAGAGCCACGACCGAGAGAGAGACCGAGACCGAGAGAGAGACAGGGACAGGGACAGAGACAGAGACAGGGAGAGGGAGGCCGACCGGCCACGAUCCUCGCCUUCCCAACGCAUCCUGCCUUCCCAUCAUCACCUGGGGUACCCGCUGCUGUCCGGACAGUAUGACCUGUCCUACAACUCAGGCCUCUCCUCCUCCGCCAUCGUCGCCAGUCAGCAAGCCUCCGCCCCGUCCAUGUACCCCCCUGCACGGAGGUGAGAAUGGCACACCUGAUUGGCUGAUCUCCAACCUCCCCGGAGUCAUGUGACCGGAUCACAUGAGGAAGCGUUUUCUGUUUUCAACAUCAGUUCAAUGGUGUUUGUGUACGUUUGAUUUCUCUGCCUGGACGUCCGGCCUGCCGUUCCGUCCCCUCGCUUGGGACCGCAGGGACUCCAGGAGGGUUGAAGGCCUGGUUCUACUGGUGCUACUGGUUCUGAUGGUUCUGCUGGUUCUGCUGGUUCUGGCUGGUACCGACGGCUCGUUGGUGCUCGGGCCGCGGAGGGAGCUUUGGUUCGGUUCAGCGACCGGGGACAGAGUGAACCUGCUGUUUGGAGAAACGUUCAGAUGCUCCUGGCGGUGGGCGGUGCCAAGCUCUGUUGUUGUUGAGUUUUUGGCGGCAGGUGGAGGGGGAGGGGGAGGGGGCGGGGCUCCGUGUUCUGUUCUGCUGUGUUUGUGGAACCCGAAGGACAUGGCACUCACUUCCUGUCUCUAAACAAACUUUUUAUUUUGUGUCGUUUUAUGGCACGCUGUCUCGCUUCGUUUUCUUCGAUCAUCACAUGACCUCCGCGUUGCCCCGCCCCCCCCUCAGACUCUAGUUACAGUGACCUCUGACCUCUCUGAGGACCGGUGACAGCAACUCAAGCCCUGGACUCUGCAGGAAGUUGCCACACCUUCGCUUGGUCGCGGCUCGGCUUCACGGGAAACACGCCGCGGAAACGAGAGGAGGUUGGACCAAUCAGAGGGCAGCGUUGUGGCCGACGCUACAUCCAGAAGCUUCUCAGCUCUGAUGCGACUCCACAGACGGACAGAUGGACUUCUCCUCCUGCAGGAGGCUGCGCUGGGCUGGAGGAGAGGAGCUCCUCAGUGUGUAUCUGUACUGUACUGUGUGUAUGUAUGUAUGUAUGUGUAUGUGUGUGCGUGUGUGUAUGCCUGCGUGUGUGUGUGUGUGUGUGUGUGUGUGUGUAAAUACUGUACAGAGGAAUUAUUUUAAAGAGCCUGUUGGAUGCUGUUGGAUUUCCUACUCUUCUUUUUGUCUGGUAGCCUCUGCUCUGUUUUUCUACUGUUGUUGAUCUGAUAUUAAACCUGUAGCUGGUGGAACGGCA
Molecule: messenger RNA, 5646 nt
Organism: Myripristis murdjan (pinecone soldierfish)
Lineage: Eukaryota; Metazoa; Chordata; Actinopteri; Holocentriformes; Holocentridae
Gene: znf609a
Product: zinc finger protein 609a
Exons: 9
Coding region: 497-4543 (1348 amino acids)
Biological process (GO): regulation of transcription by RNA polymerase II
Cellular component (GO): nucleus
Source: RefSeq, a predicted model, not a curated record